Pseudophryne corroboree (corroboree frog) is the source of this 1477-nucleotide messenger RNA. It is a transcript of the gene GREM1, whose product is annotated as gremlin 1, DAN family BMP antagonist. NCBI's taxonomy places the organism in Eukaryota, Metazoa, Chordata, Amphibia, Anura, Myobatrachidae. The coding region runs from base 305 to 853 and encodes 182 amino acids. The transcript has 2 exons. The record is from RefSeq and is a predicted model, not a curated record. Gene Ontology annotation, molecular function: receptor ligand activity; BMP binding. Gene Ontology annotation, biological process: animal organ morphogenesis.
GAGUCAGGUGGGGAGGUUAGGGACAGUUGGGAGAAAGAGCUGUUUUGUGGUGAGCUAACUGGGCUGAGGUACCUGACCUAGAGUGGAGAGCUAUGCGUGAGGAGUGUGCUGAGGCGGCCAUUUGAGGAGACUGAGCUGCGUUGUGUUUGAGAGCAGACCGGAGGGAAGCAGAGCUGCGCCACUGAGCUUACCUGGGUCCUGGCAGUCUGUGUUGGCGUUGUGAGGAGAAAAUCCGGGCGGUGUGAAGCCUGGUUAAUGGAGGACAGUGGCAGUGUGGAGGAUACAGCACUAGCACCUGGAGAGGAUGAACCGGUUGUUUUUUUCACUGGGACCCAUGUUCCUCCUCCUUGGGCUUUUGGUACCAAACAUUGAAGGAAAUAAAAAGGUUCGUGGAUCUCAAGGAGCCAUUCCACCUCCUGACAAAGGGCAGCCCAAUGACUCUGAACAAGGUCAGGUACAGCCAGGGGGUAAGGGUCGAGGGAAAGGGAAAGGACACGUUCUGGUGGCCGAGGAGGUUCUGGAGUCCAGCCAAGAAGCUCUAAUUGUUACUGAGCGGCAGUACCUAAAAAGGGAUUGGUGUAAGACACAGCCAUUGAAGCAAACCAUCCAUGAGGAGGGAUGUAUCAAACGUACAAUCGUGAACCGGUUCUGUUAUGGGCAGUGUAAUUCCUUCUACAUUCCUCGACACAUCCGCCGUGAAGAGGGAUCUUUCCAAUCCUGCUCUUUCUGUAAGCCCAAAAAAUUUACCAGCAUGGUAGUCACACUCAACUGCCCUGAGCUACAGCCACCCAUAAAAAAGAAAAGAAUCACACGUGUCAAGCAGUGUCGUUGCAUCUCUAUAGACUUGGACUAAUAUUGAACUCAAGUUUUAAAGCAGGGGACAAACCAAUAACCUGAUAGACCCAUUUUGAUGGACUGCGCCCAUGCAGAGGGUAUUGUCAUGUUACCAAACUACUACUCUCCUCUUCUACACUAAAUAACCUUCGUCCCAAUAUAAAUUCUGCUACGGAUCCAGACAAGUGUCGUUCUUUUAAAGAUGAUAAACUGAAUGCUCCAGAAAAGCACAAAGUGCACUCUUACUUGGAGUAUAAAAUGCCCCUGUUGCAAGUAUCCACGUAUACAUUGUGUAUAUAUAUAUAUUUUAUUUAUUCACACUUACAUGUUUCUGACACACAUAACCGGGCCAAUGAGAGAGAAGUAUCUGUCUAUGCAAACGUUAGAACCUGACUGACCUCUACGGGUGGUGAAGUGAAUAAGUCUCGCGCCUGACCACAACACAAAAGGCAAAUGGUGGGGAAACCACUGACCUUUGACGACUUACACCACUUAUUGAAGUGUAAUAAAGUUAGUUAUAACUGGUUGAGGGUUAAAGAGACCAGAAAUAUAGAUCAAAGUCUGCUGUAUUUUUCUUUCCCAUCUGUGUAGAGGUGAAUAGUUUCAUACAUCACAUUAUAAUAAAAUCUGUAGUAUGUACAUA